AUGGCCCUUCAUGCUUUAGCAGGAACUCUAUUCACAGUACAAACUGUAGCUGGAAUUUUAGCAAAUUUCUCUCUUCUUUAUUGCUAUGUUUCCCUGUGUCUGACUGGAUUUCGGUUCAAGACCACAGAUGUCAUAGUUCAGCAUGUGACUGUAGCCAACUCCCUUAUCAUGCUUUCCAAAGGAAUCCCACAGACCAUGACAGCAUUUGGAGUAAAGCAUUUCCUUCAUGAGUUUGGAUGUACAUACAUUCUGUAUAUUUACAGAGUGGCCAGGGGGGUGUCAAUUGCAGCAACCUGCAUACUCAGUGUCUUUCAGGCUAUCAAGACAAGCCCCAUGAACUCCAGCUGCAAGAAGCUUAAAACAAAAGCCACCAGCUACGUUGGUAUCUCUAUUUUCCUUUGUUGGAUCCUAUACAUGUGUGUAAACUUAAUUUUCCCUCUGUUCAGCGACAGAAAUUUGAAUUUCAAAAACCUCACACGGAGAAAAGAUUCUGGAUACUGUUCUACAUGGCUUAAGGAUGGAAUCACAAAUUCAUUGUAUAUAGUGUUCAUAUUUUUACCUGAAAUUUUAUUCUCAGGGCUCAUGCUCUGGUCUAGUAGCACCAUGAUUUGCAUCCUACACAGGCACAGGACACAGAUGCAACACAUCCGCAAGGCAAGGCUUUCCCCCAGACCCUCCCCUGAGGCCAGAGCUACUCAAAACAUCCUGACCCUAGUGUGCACCUUUGUAUCUUUUUAUACACUCUCCUCCACCGUUUAUGCUUAUAUCUCUGCCUUUGAUAUUUCAAGUAAGUGGCUAAAUAACAUCUUUGACCUAAUUUCUACAUGUUUUCCGACCAUCAGUCCUUUGGUUUUAAUGAACCCUGACCACACUGUAAAAAAACUCUGGACCAAAUUCAGACAGUCUAUCAGAUGCACGUCACAUUUAUGUUAA
This is a messenger RNA of Myodes glareolus (Bank vole), 933 nucleotides long. The record is from RefSeq and is a predicted model, not a curated record. Lineage: Eukaryota; Metazoa; Chordata; Mammalia; Rodentia; Cricetidae.